This is a messenger RNA of Hippopotamus amphibius kiboko, 1249 nucleotides long. Its product is annotated as tumor protein D54-like. NCBI's taxonomy places the organism in Eukaryota, Metazoa, Chordata, Mammalia, Artiodactyla, Hippopotamidae. Bases 102 to 992 code for a protein of 296 amino acids. The transcript has 2 exons. The record is from RefSeq and is a predicted model, not a curated record. Gene Ontology annotation, cellular component: cytoplasm.
GGCGCCUACGCGGCGAACGAGCGCUGGUGCGGCCCGCCCGGCUUCCCCUGCGCCCGCGACCUUGGCCUUGACGCCAGCUGCGGCCCGGCCGCCGCCUCGACAUGGACCCCGCCGGCCAAGAUAUCAACCUGAAUUCUCCUAACAAAGGUCUGCUCUCCGACGCCAUGACGGAUGUCCCUGAGAACACAGCCGUGGCCGCCCAGGCGCCUGCCGUUGAGGGUCUGACGGAGGCCGAGCCCGAGGCGGAGGAGCUCAGGGCCGAGCUUGCAAAGGUAAAGGAGGAAAUCGUCCCCCUGUGCCGGGUGCUGGCAGCCAAGGAGAGGCACUGUGCAGAGCUGAAGCGGAAGCUGGGCCUCUCUGCCCUGGAGGGCCUGAAGCAGAAGCUGUCCAGGGGCUGGCAUGACGUGCAGGGCUCCAGUGGCUACGGGAAAACUUCUGAGAAACUCGGAGGGUGGAAUGAGAAAGUGACCCAGUCGGACCUCUACGAGAAGACCCAGGAAACCCUCUCUCAGGCGGGACAGAAGACUUCGGUGGCCCUCUCCACCUUGGGCUCCGCCAUCAGCCGGAAGCUCGGGGACAUGAGGAAUUCUGCCACCUUCAAUCUAAGGUUGUCGGUGGCAGAGAGAAUGGCCGUGACAACCUUCCCUCCCCGACCGGGAGUGGUGGCAGACCCCUGCCCCAUCACACGCCCUUCUAAGCCCGUAGUGGCUUUGCCCGGCCACAGAACAAGCACACCCUCAUCGCCCCAACUGCAGUUUCACGCGGCAGGUGUUGAGGACGAUCAGGCCAUCCCCAUGGAGAUGUGGCUGCCGCGCUCGCGUGGGUCAGAGAACACGUCUCGUACACAGAGGCAUCCCCCUCUCUUGGCAGAUCAGCAGCCCACUGCGCCGUCCUGCCCCAGGGCAGGAAGCGGGCGGGGUGACUGGGCCAGAGCCAGGCUCCUGUUGGGAAUCUUGUUAGUCAGUCAGCAUGUUGAAGGUGGGGAGCGAUAAGUGUAAAAAUACGUGGUGUUUUCUAAGCUCCCUCCCCAAGUCACAGCAGGAACAGUCAUCCAGAAAGCCCUGCCUUGAGCUGCAGUUUUAUUUCAAAAUGCUAAACCAGAAAACUACCCAGUUUCUCAGACUUUCCAGAAAGAAGCUGAUUAUCAGCAGCUGCCUAGUCAUCACACUAAUGGCCCAGCUUUAACAGAAGCGAAGUCUUUAUUUUUUAAAUGCGGUGGGUUUUUCAAAAAAUAAAACUAAGCCAAGCA